This is a messenger RNA of Erinaceus europaeus (western European hedgehog), 2377 nucleotides long. RefSeq names its product coiled-coil domain containing 60 (gene CCDC60). Lineage: Eukaryota; Metazoa; Chordata; Mammalia; Eulipotyphla; Erinaceidae. The transcript has 14 exons. The coding region runs from base 425 to 2080 and encodes 551 amino acids. The record is from RefSeq and is a predicted model, not a curated record.
CUCGCCACAAAAUGGGGAUCUGGGAGGUCUCUCCUUGGGCCCUCUUGAGACUUUACCUGUGGAACUUUAUUUUUUAAUCCAUAAAUAUAUUUUCAUGUGUAGGAAAGAAAGAUAACCCCUACCAAAGAAGGGGAAAAUAUAUAUCUAUAUAUCUAUAACUUUCUAAAAAGUGACUAUUUCUGGGCUUGUUUGAGUCCACCUCGUCUGAACGGCCAGAUCCUGUUCGUGGAGGACCUGCGUGACUUGCUUCUCUGUCACUGCUUACUCAGAAUCCCCCCCAUGAAGUCUGUGUAACCGAAUCUUGGGAACUGGGAAGAGACUGCUGGUGGUGUUCACACCAGUGGUUCCUAAAGUUGCAAGAAGAUUAUAGGGGUGGGGAAUACUUUCCUUGGGAGUCACAUACUCAGCCUGAAGAAUUGCCAAGAUGACCAAGACUCUGGCCAUUAAGAAGACACACAGUGUCUCCAACACAGGGACCCUCAUGGCCUUUCACAGCUCAGACCAUCUCUUGCAGCAGGUCGUGGAAGUGCCUAUGAGGAGCAUCAAGUAUAUGGACAAGGAGAUAGUAAAUCUCAAAAAGGAUCUGAGAAGAAGCCGCCACUUGAUCAACUCUGUGAAGAUAGGCCGCAGCUAUUUUAACAUCCUGAGAGAGGAGAGUGCAUUAAAAAAGAAGCAACAACAACUUCAGAAACUGAAAGAAGAAGAAAUGCAUAAGUUCCAACCAGCCCAACAGCUGUCUGACACACACUACGGAGAACUUCUCUUGAGUACAUACGACCAGGAGAAGAACAAGAAGUUGGAGGGUGGCAUUCAGCUUCGCCCGUUCACCCCCCUGCACAGCUGUAUCUUCGCCCCCUUGCUGCCUGAGGCCCACGUGGAACCCCUCUUCCGCCAGCUCUGCGCCCUCCACUGGCUCCUGGAGGCCCUGACUAUCGACCACACCCACCACACCAUGAAGCCUGUCAUCACCUGCUGGAACCCAAAGGACCCGGGUGGAAGCAAGAACACGAUCAAGAAGAUCAAUAAGGACAAGUCCAUGGGACAGAGGUGGGAGCACUUCAUCACAACGCCCAAGUUUAAGAAAUUCAAAGUCCCUAUGCUUCGUGGCACCACCAACCGCAAGCCAAGCCGCCGCGGCUCCACACUCAGUCUGUCUCGCACCAGUGGGGGGUCCUCCCCUCAGAGCAGCAUGAUGUCCAUGAACCCCAGUUCCGAUGAGCCCCCCCCGAGUGUGAUCAACCAGGCCACGGGCAGCAAGGACAUUGAGGACAAUGAAUCAUCUUCCACCAAGCCUGACGAAGAACCUCUUCACUUGAAUCUGCAGAAGCUUCUGGAGAUGGUUCGAGAAGAUUCCCGGAGAGCAAUCAUGAUGGAAAAUGAACAGAGAAAAGCACCCAGUCUCCUGUCAAUGGCCAGGCAGACCAAGAGCGACUCUGCCUAUAAAGAUGUGCAGACCACACUGAAGUCAAGUGACAAAACCAGCAGCACAAGUGGAGACAGCUACCCCCAGAUGGUCCAGAGGAAGACUAAAAGCCGUGUCAACCGUGACUUCAUCCAGUACAAGACCGGGGUGUGCAGCAUCAUGAGGGCCAAGUUUUACAGCGUGGCCCAGGAAGCCGGCUACUGUCUGCAGGACAAGAUGGAAAUCCUCAUGAAGCGUCAAGAAGAGCGAGGUCUCCAGAAGUUCUGUUCCUUCGUCAUCGCCUCAAAUUUCCAAAAGGACAUUGCCAAAAUGAGACGCCAAGUCCCCAUGUUAAAAGGCGAUGCUCAAGAAAUCGCAGACCACUGGUACUUCGACUUGCUCUCCAAACUCCCUGAGGACCUGAAGAAUUUCCUCCCUGCCAAGAAGAUCCUGGUGAAACUGCAGAAGUUUGGAGAAAACCUAGACCUGAGAAUCCGGCCCCACGUCCUCCUGAAGGUGCUGCAGGACCUGAGAAUCUGGGAGCUCUGUUCCCCGGACAUUGCAGUGGCCAUCGAGUUUGUACGUGAACACAUCAUCAACAUGCCGCAGGAGGACUACAACAACUGGCUGCAGAACAGGAUCAACCUCCCCAUCCGCCCCUACAGUGCCAACACAUAGUCUGGACCUGGGUCGACCAGCAGUCCCGGGGAGAAGGGCCAGUCUACACUGUGUGCCCGCCUCCUAUCUGUGCUUCCUCUUCCUGCCUCCUCGCUCAGCUCAGACACUCAGUGUGGUAUCAUCAGAGACUGACUUCUGCCAGUUUGCUACAGGAAGAAGCCCCUUUUCAACCUCAUGCCCUAGGCUCAAGCUUCAAGUCUCUGCUCCUCACUGGUCCAGUCUCUUCUUCCUUUUCCAGCUUCUUACUCUCUUCUCUUCCUCGGAUCCUGAGUUAAUAAAAAUUGAUUGUAUAUUUGA